CCCCUCCUCCGGCACGGCCUCCCGCGGGGCGGCGGGCCCCGAGCGCAGAGCGGCGGCGGCGGGGCGCGCUCGGAGCCCGCUCCGCCGGGCCAUGGCGAGCACCGGCACCGCGCCCGGGGGCUCGGGCUCGGGCUCGGGCUCGGGCACGACGCUGCCCACCCGCUUCCAGGAGACCGAGAAACUGCUGGCGGCGACCGAGGGCCGGGAGGAGAAGGGCCUCCGCGGCUCCAAAUCCUUCACGGCCGCGCUGCCCGGAGAGACGGAGCGCAACGGGCACGGGCUCGCCUACAAGUCGGUGUCGGUCGGGCACCUGGAGGCGGCCCCGCUCUCGCCGUCCCGGCUCAGCCUGGGCAGAGCCUCCUCCACGGCCACCAGCACGGCGGCACCGGAGCAGGGCCGCCCGCGGGACUACCUGGUGCUCGCCAUCUUCUCCUGCUUCUGCCCCGUCUGGCCCAUCAACGUCGUGGCCCUCGUCUUCUCCAUCAUGUCGAGGAACAGCGGGCAGCAAGGGGACAUGGACGGAGCCCGGCGACUGGGACGCAUGGCCAGGCUGCUCAGCAUCGUCUCCAUUAUCCUGGGGACCAUCAUCAUCGUGCUCUACGUUUCGCUCAGCGUCAGAGCCUCCUAGAAGAUGUUUUAGCAUGCAAAUACCUCGAAGAGGAGGAAGGCAACUUUCCUUUUGGGGUUUUUACUUUCAGCCUUGCAACAAAAAAUUGUCACAGUGUAGGUGGGCAGCCCUAGACAGCCUGCUCUGGAGCGCCGUCUGAAGGAAUGCAUGCUUCUACUUCACCGCCUCUUGGAAAUGAGUUUGUACAAGUGAUGGGAUAAAAAAAAACAUCGCAAAAAGGAAUGGGAAAGGACAUCGGACGCCAAGCGGAGAGGAGAAGGGGGAAAUCCACUACCUCAUUCCCCUCCAGCAAAACUCACGGAGUGGGGAGACAACUAAAGUACAAGAGGAGGAGAGAGUUUCAAGAACAAAGCUGAUUUUAAAAGAAAAAUUUACGGCGAGAACAGGACAUUUCGAGGAAUCCUCCUAAGAAUUUUGGCAUAAGUCACUGAAUUUUUGGGGGUUGUUGGUUUUUAAAUCGUCAAAUUCUCUGUCUCUACAAAAAAAAAAAAAAACCAAACAACAAAAAACAAACAACAAAGCUCAAACUGCCAUCAGGAGCUGAGAGCUGUUCCACGGAGAAGGAGGGAGAGCAGAGCUGCAGCAGGACCACGGCUCUGCUCUGAACGCAACGCAGCCACCAAAGCUGGAGGACGCGGUGGGUGCUUUUGUAUUUUUGAUGAAAAAAAAAAAAGAAAAAAAAAAGAGACAAUGACCAUUUGCAUGCCUUUGGGAAUGUUCUCCAUAUCUGUUCCUACAAGCUCUUUUAUCACUUAGGGCAGAUGUCAGAGCUGGCAGAGCAGGCUGUUGCUGCAUGAGAACGCCAGGCUCCUCCUUAUCCCGAUCCCAUGGUGGGGUUUUUAACGGAAGGAAAACCGAUGCUUUCUCUGUGACCCCACACAUUUCUCCCUCUGUGCACCCAAAGUGAGGUUAAUACUCGUGGCGCUGAGAAAAGAGCCUGGUUAAUCUGUAGCAGCAGUACCAAGGCAUGGAGAGCCCGUUCUACCCACGUACACAUUUAUGUCAUGUCACCUCCGGCACACAAAAGCUGCAGCAUGAUCCAGCCCCCACCACUGCCAGUGUUCAUCUCCCCUGACCCUUGUGGGCUUCAGCUUAGGGCCUUCCAGGAGAUCUUCAGAGGCACGGAGGAGUCUGGGAUCCCCACACCCCUCACACGCUCUUCUGCAUCUCUGAAAAUCUCCGGCAUCCCCAGAGCUGGCUGGGGUCAGCUCCACAAGUAGUAUUAUUUUUUAAUUUUUUAUAUUUAACAUGACAAGAAAACAGACUUUGCUCCUCCUGAUCUGCCUACAGGUAUCCUGCACCUUGCCAUGUCUUCCACAACACGCGGCUCCUCGGCUGUUUCCCAUGGGAUCCAUCCCAACACGGUCCCUCGAUCCUCCAUCCGGCCCCAUCCCCUCUUGCCCCCCUCCACCCUGUCCCUGCCGCGGGUUGUUACCGGGGUCAGUCAUCUAUCUGACCGCCCAGACUAUGCAAAGUUUCAUCGCCUGUUGUUUUAUUCAGGCUUUGUAGAUGGCUUCUGGCCAUAUCCAUUGGCUCCAUCUUAGCUGAGCCUCUCUCUUUUAUCAAAACUUUGCGGGCACAAGUACGUGGCCAAGAGCCACGCUCCCCGGCCUUUCUGUCGUCUCUCGCUGACAGCCUGGGACCCAGAAAUACGGACUGCGCCGAGAACUAAGGUGUUUCAGGGCACUUCUGCUCCCCACCACCAAUCUCCUGGAAAAAAAAAAAAAAAACCACCAAACUUAGACCAAAUUAAUGCUCCUGAGGGCUUGUCUACAUGGAGAAUCUCCCGCACGCCGUAAGAAACGCCACGAGACGAUAACCACCUGGCACUGACUUCUCUGGCGUACGCGAGUGGGCACGUGGGGUCAGCGCAGGGCAGUGGUCCGCUGUAAAGUCACGCUGUAGUUACUCGGCAGUAACUAACGUGCAAAGCCACGGGCAUCGCUGCGAAAAUUCUCUUGUCUGUUUAAUUGCUCCUCUUUAACGUGUUUUCUUUUGCUAGGCGUUAUUUGAAUCCAGGGGCUACGAAAGCCAAAUGCCCUAGACACGCUUCACAUUUUGCUCUCCAUUCUAAGGGAUUCCAGGGACUCGCAGCGACAGCGCAUCGCCACAGCGCUUUCUGGGGCUCCGUUCCCAUCCACCCCUUUGCCAGCGCUUCGUUACAAACCAUUGGUUUCUAAAACGGACCAAAUCUGCAACAGACCUUUCUUUCGCAGUUCAUUUCUUGUGAGCUUCAGCAAACUGGGGCCACUGAGCGCUGCGGGGUGCGAGCUCCCGCCCGCUGCCGGGUGCCCCUUGGCACCAGAUCUCUUCUUCCCGAGCUCUUCAGAAACCCUCCCUUGGUGAUCCAAACGCUCAUCUUACGGUUGAUGAAAUCCCAUCAAAUCCCCCAAACGUUUCCUUCUUUAACGCUUGAACUCGAAAGCUGCUUGCUAGGAAACACACGUAUUGUUUGUUCUGAGCCAGGUAAGGGCAGCGCUGUCUGUCCGUGCAUCUUCUGCCCUUUGAGCCGCUGAAAUUCAGCUUAUGGUAAGAGCUGAGCAAGCUCCUCCUUGGGCAGGAAGAUCCGACAUUCAGGGAAAACUGCCGCAGUGAUUUAUAGUACUUGAGAGCACCAAGUAUUUAUUAAGGAAGAAUUUAAAUGCUCUUUCAUCAUUAUAUACAGCCUUUCAUCUGAAGUGCUUUACCACAUUUAGAGGGUUAAACCUUGCGACACCCCACGAGGUGGGUUAGUGUUACGCUGCUCUGAUCGCACGGAUGGUAAAGGUGCUCAGAGUCACACGCACCGUACAGCUCCAAAAAGAAACCUGUUUUUCUUUCUCCUCCUUAACAGAAACACGUAUGAAUACAAAUUUCCUUUGAAUCUGAUUUUUCCAAAGGGAUCUAGGCAAACACACGCUACACAUCGAAAUGGACUGGGAUUACCAGCAACUGUAGGAACAAAAGGACUUUGCGAGGCAGCUGCAAUGGUCCUUGCCAGGAGAAGCCCCAGGCUGGUGAAGCACAGAGCGGUAAGGGACCAGAUUUCAUCUGAAUGCAGGAGAAGGCAGGAGGUUUCCCAAAACCCCCCCACCGUGAGGAUUUGUUGCAUGCUUCCAAACGAGGUUUGUGCCUCCUGUCUCAGCCCCUAUCAUCGGGCUGCUGAGGCGACUGCUUCUCAUCUCACUAUUAAGUACAACAACAAAAAACCAAAACCAAGACACUUAAAUUCCUUUCAUCAUUAAUCUCCUUUCUGAUUAGAUCCAAUUGCACUGUGCUGCACUCUUGAAUACAGCUUUUUGGUUCUUACCCUGCACUUAAAUCCAGGGGAAAGCUUCUACUCCUGACCAAACACUGGCUCUCCUUGUAACCCGGCUUUCCAGUGCCAGAGAAACCAACUCCCCAGCGUUAUCUGGAAAGUCUCUUCUCCCUGCCCUCCCCCAACUUCUCCGUACAUUUUGCAGCCUGAUACACUUUGCAAAGGUUUUGCCACUAGGUCCUUGCUCUCCACGUCACACGCGGGUUUACCCCAGCUCAGCUGCCUAAUCGGCUCUCUCGGGUGCGUUAAUUUGUAUUUGUGAAGGAAGAAAUCGCUGAGCCCCCAGCCCUUGACGCACGCCUCACCUGCGAUCGCGUUACGAGGAGCCAAAUCAUGGCAGAACUUCAUCCUGAGGCCAGCAGCAGGAAAGUUUCCUCCUUUGGUCUACAUCUGGGGAACAACAGUGUCCCUCAUGACUGUUUUUCUGAUUUACUGUUCACCUAAGGUCAAUCAUCUUUUUUUCCACAUCCAGGCACAACCACUCCUCUCCUUAACUUCGUGUUUAGCACACAGGAGGGCAAUCACAAAAACUCUGUCAUGAGGAGACUUUCCCUCUCCAUCUCCACCAACAAGCCCUAUUACUUAGGUCGCAGCUCUUUGCCACCUGCUGCAGCCUCCUCUAAGCACGCCAGAAUCCGGUUUUCUAGGUGUUCACAACCACAACAGUCAUGAAAUCCUCAGGGUCUGGCCAACCUCUACCCCCCGGUGAAGGAGAGGCGAGAGAUCCAAGUGAUGCGGUGGCAAUCCAGCCUUACCUGACAGCGAAGUUGAGCUGGUAGGAGGAUAGCUUGCUGAAGAAAUGGAGAAGGUGGGAAACGUCUCUAAAUGUAAGUUGCAGUAGGAGUUACGAUCGACAAGUGUGAGGUCCUGGUGGGAUAUAAAUACACGGUUUGAGCUGCUCGAGAAAAAGAGUCUGAGCUGAGCGCGUGGCUGAUGGCACCUCUCUGGCACUGGUGUCCCUGGGCUCUUCUCCCCAGGGUUUGGGGGACAGCUGGGCUCUGCGGGGUGGCACACAGGAGCCCUUGCUGGGCGCAGCAAUGCUAGACCGAAGGCUCAAGCCAAACAAGUGAUCUGCUGGUGCCGAGCAGACGAGCCAGCUUGGUUUCAUAGCAGCUUCCCGUAGGAUGCAGCGACCGACGGUCGGAAAAGGUCUGGCAGGAGUCCGCUGGUCACAGCAACGCGCUGGUGCCUCAGCGGAGGCUGAAGGGGUUUGAGCAGAAAGGGAGGAGAGAAAAUGACAAAAGAUUUGAUUUCAAAGUUUGCUGCGGUAACGAUGGGUUUGCUUUUUCUGGUCGGUAUUUCGCUCCAUCCCAGUUCACCCCUCUCUCCCCAUCUUUGCCAGUUUAACGUGCUUUCCCCUCAGCAUCUCCACCCCUAGAGCAACACACGAGUCUCACAGGCUCUUCCCUCCCAUCCUCUGCCUCUCCUUUAACCCGGGACGGGUCUUGUUGGCAACGAGACGCCAUCGCCAGGCGCUGCUGAGAGGGGAUAGCGAGGGGUAGGGAACCUGCUCCUCGAAGGCUCUGACCCGGGCUGGCUGCCGACUCCAGCCUGCACCGCCGCAGCAGCUGCCCUUCCAAACACAGACUUCUCCAUGUAGAUGAGGGGAGCAGAUCCUGCCUUUUAUACAAAAUUAAAACUCCGUUUCCAUUCAGUCCGAGUCCGGGGAGAGGCUGCAGAAACGCACCCACCGGGCUGGUCCCAUGACUUGUUCUUUUUUUUUUUUUUCCCCCUGAUACCCCCAACCUUGCCCCAUCACUUUGUUACUUAUCACAGAGCCACAGCCAGGGCUGCACAGUCAAGCUGAAAUAAUUUCAGAUUUAAGGUCGAUUUUCUUUCGGCAUAUGUCCUUUAAUUUUGGCAAAGACCGUUAGGUUUAGACUGAAAACUCCCAUGCUUGGGCACAAGCCAAGGGGGUUGGGGGGGGGGGAAGCAGCCUUUUCAAAGUGGGAAUAUUUGUAAAGCAUUUGCUGACACCAGUAGGUAGCGAAACUCAAACCUAUAAAUAUCCAUCCGGAAUAAGAAACAUGAGAAAGGGAAUGUGUGCAGGAUUCACCAAGGCAACCCUGUUACCACUUCGGAGCUGGCGCCCUCGUUAGCCGGUGCCCAGGACACGAUUCUUCGCGUGGAAGUGCAGGGUCUACCCCCCCACUGCUGUCACCGCCGUCCAUGCACCGGCUCCUCCUGUUUUGAAGCCAAACUGGAAGAGCCGUGUUUCACACACAGCAUAAACACAUCAGGAAUUGCAGCUGGGCGCUUCUCUUUGCUGAUAAAUGUUUCUUUUUCUGCAGGAUGAUAUGGUAUAUCUUAUAUACUUUCUUUGUAUUUCUUGGCAUGAGAAAAAAAAUUAAAAUGUAACAUGCAUGGUCAAAGC
Grus americana (Whooping crane) is the source of this 6300-nucleotide messenger RNA. It is a transcript of the gene TRARG1, whose product is annotated as trafficking regulator of GLUT4 (SLC2A4) 1. Lineage: Eukaryota; Metazoa; Chordata; Aves; Gruiformes; Gruidae. Gene Ontology annotation, cellular component: membrane. The coding region runs from base 92 to 628 and encodes 178 amino acids. The record is from RefSeq and is a predicted model, not a curated record. The transcript is spliced from 3 exons.